AUGCCGUCUUUAGUAGGACAAAAUUCGCGUUUUCAACAGUACCAAGUUCAAACAGUAAACGGGCUACAGAUACUCCCACAGCAAUAUCCACAGCCACAGACUGGAUUCGAUAUUGAGCCUGGAAAGUACUGUUCCCUACCACUCGCCAUGAUAAAGGCUGUGCUAGGAAACGACCUGCCUUGGAUCAAUGAGCUACCGAACAACGUUAUAAUAUUACAAGAGAACUUGAAUACCAUACCACCAUUAGUCGAGCGCUAUCAUUCCUUCUUUUUCAUACUGACAGUCUUCGCGCUUGACUACAGCGUACCGGAGGUGGAAACUAGGGAUAUGCCACCUUAUUUGAAGACAGAGUUAUCACACUUUAUGGGUCCCAAUCCUAAAUCAAGUCGAUUCACGCGCGAAGGGGAUUGGCUCAACUACUUUGGCGUGCUCAAUAAAUUCAUUGCCAUUCACGGGGGCCGCUCUUCUAUGGAGGCCACCAACCUGGUCGGAUUCGUGAAGAGACUAGUGAGAAAACGCUAUAUCGACAGCGCCUUUAUAUACAACUCAAUGAACCGGUCGUAUGAGCAAUUUCGUUUGAUUUAUCGAAAUGCCCAUUUCAUGAACAAUGUAUGGGAUUUUGCAGUAAGGCUCGGCUACGUCCGCCUGCUAAGCGACGAGCAACUGGACACAGGGUUCAUCGCCCACAAACGUGCUGUGCCUCGGAAAAGGCAACGGGAAGCCAGAACAAAGGCUACUUGGAGGAGGGUUAGACCGCUUAAGAUAUUGAGUGAUACUAAUUACAGAUUACAAAAUAUUUCUUCCAUACAGAUUACUCCACAGAACAAGUGUAUGCACCUGCCCACCAAAAAUACUGGUAAACCAACAUGGCCACUUUCUACCUCAUUGGUUUUACAGAAAGUCCAAUUUCACCAGUAA
Daldinia vernicosa is the source of this 918-nucleotide messenger RNA. RefSeq lists its product as uncharacterized. The record is from RefSeq and is a predicted model, not a curated record. The transcript is spliced from 3 exons. NCBI's taxonomy places the organism in Eukaryota, Fungi, Ascomycota, Sordariomycetes, Xylariales, Hypoxylaceae. Bases 1 to 918 code for a protein of 305 amino acids.